UCCCCCAACCCCCCCGCCUCCUCUCCUUUCUCUCUCUCUCUCUCUAAGAUUCCUCAUCGUAUAUAUCCUAGCUACUUCAAAAGGCUCUCCCAAGUGCAACGAGCUGGGAUCAAAUCUUUAGCAAAGCACGAGCAUGGAGAGAGCUCUAUCAAUCUCGCUCGCAAUUCUCCUCAUACCACUGACUUUAGUGACCCUCUCCAAAAUAUCAAAAAUCAAAAGAUGGUGGAGAACAAGGAGCAAGCUCCCUAGAGGCUCCUCCGGCUGGCCCUUCAUCGGCGAAACCCUAGAUUUCAUCGCUUGCGCCUUCUCGCCGUGCCCCGAGAGCUUCAUGAGCAAGCGCCGUCUCAUGCAUGGGAAAGUGUUCAGAUCACACCUAUUUGGGAGCCCAACGAUCGUGUCAAUCGAUGCAGAGUUCAGCAGAGCUGUGCUCCAAAGUGAUGCCAAGGCUUUCGUGCCCUGGUAUCCAAAAUCUUUGACGGAAUUGAUGGGCAAAUCAUCGAUUUUGCUUAUCAACGGGAGCUUGCAGAAGAAGGUUCAUGGGCUUAUUGGAGCCUUCUUUAAGGCCCAUCAUCUAAAGGCCCAGAUAACGUCAGACAUGCAGAGCUACGUUCAGCAGUCAAUGGCCAAGUGGGAAGACGGUCAGCUUGUUCAUAUCCAGGAUGAGAGUAAACAAAUUGUGUUCCAAAUCUUGGUGAAAGUGCUGAUUGGAUUGGAGCCGGGAGAGGAGAUGCACCUCCUCAAAGUCCAAUUCCGAGAAUUCAUUGCUGGCCUCAUGUCACUUCCCGUGAAGUUUCCCGGUAGCAGGCUCUACCGUUCUCUCAAGGCGAAGAAGAACAUGGUGAAGCUCGUAGAAAAAAUCAUCAACGAGAAGAGAGAGAGAAAUAACGGAAAAUUUGCGCGGGACGUAAUAGAUGUAUUAAUCAACGACGCAAGCGGUCAGCUGACGGACGAUCUCAUAUCCGAUAACAUGAUAGACUUAAUGAUACCGGGUGAAGAUUCGGUGCCAGUUCUCAUCACCCUGGCAAUCAAAUACCUAAGUGAUUGCCCUCUUGCUCUCCAACGCUUGGAGGAAGAGAACAUGCAGUUGAAGAAGAAGAAAUCGCAACUAGGGGAAAGCUUGGACUGGACAGAUUACAUGUCUUUAUCAUUCACACAGGACGUGAUAACGGAAACUCUAAGGCUAGGCAGCAUUAUAAGUGGCAUCAUGAGGACUGCGGUGAAGGAUACGGAGGUAAAGGGGCACUUCAUCCCCAAAGGAUGGUGCGUGUUUAUGUACAUUAGAUCGGUUCAUCUUGAUGAAUCACACUACGACGAUCCACACCAGUUCAACCCAUGGAGAUGGAAGAACAAGGAUCUGAGUACUUGUAGCUUUACCCCUUUUGGAGGUGGGCAAAGGCUGUGCCCUGGCCUUGAUCUAGCCAGGCUGGAGGCUUCAGUUUUUCUCCAUCACUUGGUCACAAACUUCACGUGGGUAGCCGAAAAAGAUUACGUGGUCAACUUUCCGACUGUGAGGAUGAAAUACAGGAUGCCCGUCAAGAUCACGAGAAGAAGAGAUGUAUAAAAAAUCCUGCAAAAAGCCUCCUCUCAUCAAUGAGUGUGAUGGGACCAGCAACCAAGCACCUCGUCGUCCUUCGAAGCUUUAAAGGGGUA
Molecule: messenger RNA, 1650 nt
Organism: Asparagus officinalis (garden asparagus)
Lineage: Eukaryota; Viridiplantae; Streptophyta; Magnoliopsida; Asparagales; Asparagaceae
Product: cytochrome P450 90D2
Exons: 8
Coding region: 134-1561 (475 amino acids)
Biological process (GO): brassinosteroid homeostasis; multicellular organism development; brassinosteroid biosynthetic process
Molecular function (GO): iron ion binding; heme binding; oxidoreductase activity, acting on paired donors, with incorporation or reduction of molecular oxygen, NAD(P)H as one donor, and incorporation of one atom of oxygen
Source: RefSeq, a predicted model, not a curated record